UUUCGACGUAAGAUGAGUCUAGCGACUUCAUAUUCAUAUUGUCAUGUAAUUUUUGCUCUCAUUUCAUUGAAGUGACGGCAGUCAAAAUGUUAGUGUCAACCUCCUUGCGCCGGCAGGCCCGAUACUACCUGUCUCGGCGAGCGGCUGGAAAUAACUCGUCAACAGCGCCGACAGCACCGAAAGCCGGUGCAAAUAACGCCGCAACCUCGACCAAUUCAGAGAGGACUACAACAUCAUCAAAUGUUCACCAGCAGCAAGAGAGCUCUCCCACAGCGGCAGCUGCGUCGCUCGUGCGAGGGUUUGGAAAUAAGCACUUUCUGCAUGGAGGGUUUUUCGGUG
Molecule: messenger RNA, 339 nt
Organism: Amoebophrya sp. A25
Lineage: Eukaryota; Dinophyceae; Syndiniales; Amoebophryaceae
Source: the annotation of a GenBank genome assembly